UGGAGACAUGGGGCUUCGAGCUGUCAACAUUGCGGUGAUGUUUGUGGUAAGAUACCUUUAAGUGUCCAACAGAGGGAUGCCAAGGAAGAUAGGAUUCACUGUGGUCAGCUCUUCCAGUCAUGAGGACAACUUUAGUGCUAAGGAGCUCAUGGUGCAUGCACCUACAGUCAACGGCUGGAGAUCCAGCAGGCUGUGCUCCUACCCUCAGCACAUCACGCUCCAGCUGGUUGAAAGAAGUAGGGUAAGGAAGCUGCAGCUAUUGGCUCAUCAGUACAUGAUCUCAACCAAGGUUGAGUUCUAUAUUGGUGACACUCUUCCUGAAACGAGCUCUCCAGGGUUCCCCAGGCAGCUUCACAGACUUGGGUAUGUGUCUUUGUCGGACAAUGAGAAGACAGGCUUCAAAGCUCGGGAACUGAAGUCAGUCCAUGUAGAUGCCGUUGGAACAUAUCUGAGAAUAACCUUCCACAGAAACUAUGGCAACCGUUACAAUCACCAUAAUCAGGUUGGUUUGGUUGCCAUUAAUGUUCUGGGAGAUGCUUUGGAUGGCAAUGCUUUUAACACAAUACCAAGCAGAGAGCAGCUGAUCGAACACUACCUCAACAGUACCCAGCUGGAGGCUGCCUUGGAGUCGACCUUCAUGGGCAAAUGUGAAUCCAUUUCCCCCUUGGACGAUCUGGCCUUUGAUAUGUACCAGGACCCCGAAGUUGCCCACAUCAUUCGUCUCCUGGACCAAAAGAAACAAGAGAUGGUCCGGCAAGAGAAAUAUGAGGAAGCCAAGAAUUUAAAGCAGGCUAUUGCUGACCUUCAAAAGGUCGGGGAGCGUUUGGCUAGAUACGAUGUGGAGAAGCGAUGUGCGAUUGAAAAGGAAGACUAUGAUCUGGCCAAAAAGAAGAAGGAGCUGAUGGAGGAGUACAGGAAGAGUGUGUACCAGCAGCUGGAAGUACACAACCUGCUGGAUAUGACAAUGGUCACGAGGGCAGCAGAAUCAACCCUGGCCCAGUACUCUCCUCCUGUUCUGUCUUCUUCAGGUCGUUCUUCAGUCUAUACCAAGCCUCUUGUAUCCACAGACACAAUCAGCAAAGGGAAAAAUCCAGACAUUCAUAAAAACCAACAAUUAGCUGAAGAAUCUAUCACAUCCAACCUGAGCAGCCAACCUGACACACCUUGUACGCCUGCUGCUGUACUCAAAAUCGAUGUUACCAGUGUGCCUUACGACGAAAGGCCGCUGCCAGCCCUUCAGAGGAAAGAUCAGCCACUGGAGGCCACUCAGAGCCCUGCGGAGGAGCACUCCCCGAUAUCAGAAGUGCAAAGGACUCCACAGAGCACUGAAAUGAGUGGAGAACCAGAACCCCUGACAGAGAAGGUGCUGAGAGAGGCUGGUCUUUCAAUAGAGGUCUUUGGAGAAAGCCUGGUGGCGGGGGUAUAUUCUAAAACCUGGUGUUACAGAGUGGACGCCCUGCUUUCUGUGUAUAAGAAGCUUUUGGAGGUCUCUCCCACCACCCCCAAGGAAGAGCUGAGGAACAUGAUAAGAGCUGCUGUGUUCCUCGUCAAAAAAGCCCUCUUGGAUAAAGUCACAUCUGUUCUACAUGCCUCGCUGAAGCUGCUGCGGCUAAUGCUAAGCCAGCUGAUCCCAGGUGUAGGGCUGGGCCGAGCUGAGGUGACCCACUGCUUGGAGCAGACCUUUCCUAAUCUGCUUGCCAGGACCGGAGACUCCACUACUCGCGUUCGGGCCACAGUUUCUGCCUUCAUACAGGAAAUUGCUGUUCUGAAGGAUGUCAGGGCCCUGCAGAUGAUCCCUGGUGAGCUGGUGAAACCCUUCAAAUCCAACUUUCCCUCUCGCCUGGCUGAGAGUCGGGCUGAGCUACUCGAGAAACUGCUCAUUGAACUUGGUACAGAAAACUCUGGCUUCACCCUGGAAAAUGUUAUGACGUUCUGUACAGCGGCAUUGGCGCACAGCGCAUCAACAGUUCGAGAGCUAGCAGUGCGAAUCAUCUUAUCUGUAUACCAAAAGGAGAGAAGUGCCAUCCUAAUCUACCUUCCACCCAACGAUGCUGCAGUCCGAAAGAACUUCCUCUACAAAAACCUCUUUGAUGGCUUUGCCAAGAUUGACGGAAAGCUGGUAGAGACUCAGACUUUAAAGAAAGGUGGGGGUCAGCCGGACGGACAGAAGGAGAAGGAGGAGAUCCACUCUCUUCAGGAGCAGCUGGCUGCCUUAAAAGAGAUCACAGAGAGAGGCAAUGAAAGCACCAAAGGACAAAUAGCCAAACGAGAAGUUCACAAAGCUGAGAAAGAUUCCCAGAAAGCUGGCAAGGGAACUGUCACAAAAGGGUCCCAGAACAAGAGGAUGGAAAGUUGUAAUGUCCAACAAUCAAUCAACUGUCUGGACAACUUGUGUAUAUUCUGCGGUAAAAAAGACGAGUCUUUCACAGAAGACGGAUUGGACCUUCACUACUGGAAACAUUGUCCGAUGUUGCAGCGCUGCGACGAAUGUCGACAGGUAGUUGAAAUAGCCAGCCUUACGGAGCACCUACUGGGUGAAUGUGAAAACAGGUCCAAAUUCAGCCAGUGCCCACUCUGCUCAGAGGCUGUGGCCAGCGAGGACCUGGUUCACCACGCUCAGGGUCCUGGCUGCAAUCCCCCCGUUUUGGGUAAAAGCUCCAACCACUGUCCUCUGUGUCACAACAACUUCACGCCCGGAGAGGAGGCCUGGAAGGCUCACCUCAUGGGCAGAGAGGGCUGUAAACAAAACUCACGCAGGACUGCGGCAUCCCAAAGAACCCAGCCAGCACAAGGCAGAGCUUUCGGUGGAACCAAGCUAAAGCAGGUCAGGUCAUAUGGAGCCCGAGCCAGAGCCAGGCCCAUGGGCAGGGGCAGCCGAAUCCCAUCACUGGCUCCUUUAGCCAGAGGGUAUCCACCAGGGAAGCAUUAAAGCUGGUCUGAAGAAGCCCAGAGACGUCCCCUCACACUUCAACAGGAGAAAGCCAACAGUACCAGACGACCCCACCCACUCCAUUAUUUCCACAUUCGGGCACUUUUGAGACGCUUCAGAUGUAUUCACUGACAUAUGCAAUAUAUUUAAAGCCAUUAUUACUUUAUGAUUGAAGCCAUUAAUAUAUUUAAAGUCUUAUAAGAUCACAGAAUUACAACACGGUGUUUUACCCAUUGUUGAGACGAUGACGUAAAUUCUAAUCCUGUUAUGUGCGACAAAGUUCACACAGAACAGAAAAUGCUUUUCACUACACGUCAAGCCUCUAGCCUCUCACACACCUGUCAAGUAAACAUAGGCACACAGAGUGCUGUUUGCUGAAAUCCCCUUAUAGGAUUUGUUGGUUUUGAGGCUCUUUUUUUCACUGCCAUUUAGAGGAAUUGUACAGCUUUAACGGGUAGUCCCUCACUGUUGGACCGCACUUCCCAACUGUGACUUUGUGUGACUCACAAGAUGGAUUUUAAACAGAGUUUGUGUAAAGGUAAAGCAGCAGUGUACAGGGUGAUAGAACUUUAGGCUUGUGUUUUAGAAGUUGACCCCUCAUAAUGCAACCAGUGUAGUGAGGUUUUAUGAUUAGUUUCUGAGUGGUUAUCUGCAAUUUAUAAUUUAUACAUCCUUAAACUGCAGUACAAGCUCUCGCGUAUAAACGUGCUAUCGCAACGAUUUUCUCACACCUAAAAAACAAACAAACAAGUGUAGCAUGUAAACAUUUAUUUUAUCCUAACCUUCAAAUUGUAGAGUUUGAAGAGGCUUAUUGCCUUCAUCUAUGUAAAUGUGCUAGUGCAAGUUUGGACCUUUUAAGAUUUCAUCCUCUGAUCCAUGCACCUUGCAGAUAGCUAGCUGUCCCAUGGAACUAAAAUCAACAGUUUCUUGUGUAGAAUCGGACUACACCAGAUGAAUGGGUUGAGAAACUUCUAUGGGUAACCGUCGCAGUUUCAGUAAAAAUAUGUCUAAUUGCUACAUCCCUUCAGAAGACGAUGACUCAUACCUUCUUGCACACCCAGUAACAGGAGGCGGAACGAGAUCACAGUUUAGUUACAAGCAGAAGAUGUUCUUUGCUUUGAGGGAAGCUUUGCUGUCGACUUCACACUUAGCCAACUGUUUACAUAUUUGCUUUCCUUUUAUAAGAAUUCUAUAUAGAAAUAGCACUUUGCCAAAGGAUGAUGUUUUACUGCUGAAUUUCUAGCACACUGCAGUGACUUACUUCCCUCCACAAUGCCUACUGAUAGUAUGAAGUAGAAGUAAAAUGAGACAAAGUAGGUCUCUGAGUGAAACAGCACUGCUAGAAUGAGGAAAGAAGUGGACAUGAAUAUGCUACAUACUGUAUGUACACCACAUGGUUUUCCCUCCAGUGUUCAGAAUCACAUCACUGGCUUCAAACUGAUAGAAUCACAAGCUAAAAAGUUAAAUCCUACAUAUAACAUUAAGCCUGGUUUAUAAUUAUCUCUUCAGUUGUGCUCCUGUUGUGCUGCACAGUGUUAUGAUGACGACAAAGUGAUUGUGAUGUAUCUGGAAACGGUAAUAACGUUAAUGUGAGCGUAUGUUUUAUUAGUGGGGAAACAACUUGCUUUAGUAUGCUUCUGUACUGAGAGCUGCAGCAAAAGUAGAUGUAAAAGUUGUGUUCAUGCAUUUGUAGUCAACAGCAUUUUGACUUCUUUUUUUCUGCAGAUGUAUUUGUUAAAUAAAUCAUUAUUCAGGGAUUAUUGCACAUGUGCUUCCAUGUAAUCAAAAUUCCCCAUAAAAGUUACAUGUAAUACACGGCUCUGUUUAGGAGCCCCCUGUGUAUUAAAAAAAUGGGCAGUGUCCAACUUCCAGGAUUAUUGUUGAGCAAUAUAAAACACAUAUCAAUCAA
Molecule: messenger RNA, 4838 nt
Organism: Maylandia zebra (zebra mbuna)
Lineage: Eukaryota; Metazoa; Chordata; Actinopteri; Cichliformes; Cichlidae
Gene: cep104
Product: centrosomal protein 104
Cellular component (GO): cilium
Source: RefSeq, a predicted model, not a curated record